UCCAGACACUCGUGUCACGAUCUGAAGCAGCAUCACACUCUUCUGCUGGGAUUGGGCUCUUCUGGAAACUGGUCUUUGGAGAAAUGAUGCUGAUCUUUGGACUGAUGCUGCUGCUGCAAACUGCUGCAUGUCUGGAUAAGUUCUGCAGGUUUAAUCAGUCUGUUCCCUGUUACGCAGCUCUGCGACACAAACUCAAUGUGCUGAUGGUGCAGGACGCUAGAAAAUAUGACGAUAUGAAGAUACAAAAGAGAAUAAACUACAGCAAAACAACUGAUCCAGUUUGUAGAGUAAAGAAUGGCAGGGUGAGGAAUUGUGAUCUUUAUAGUAACAGAACUGAAGUUGCAGUCAUUAAUGGGACUCUGAUAAUAAACCGUGUGAUUAGAGCAGAUUCAGGGAAUUACACUUUAUCUCUCUAUCAUUGCUCAAACUGCUCAGAAACAUCCACAGAUCUUCAAGUGAAUGUUGAAGCUCCUAUUGGCUCAGUGGAAGUGUCAAUCAGCUGCUCCUCCAGUGGGGCGAUGAGGGUUUUCUGCUCCUCUGAGGGCGAUCAGAUCCUCUACAGCUGGACUCUGAAUGGAGGUCCACUGAUGGAUGGAAACGCCAGCAUUGAUCUGGAUGAGGGAACUGAUGGAAACAUCAGCUGCAGUGCGAAGAACCACGUCAGUCACAGACAGAAGACUGUUAGUGUCCAACCCUGUCCUGUCUUACAUGUCUCUCUGAUUGCUUUGGGCUGUGUUGCGCUGAUCCUGUUUCUGCUGUUCAUCACCGUAUAUCACAUUUACAAGAAAAAACAGGUCAAGUCGACACCAGAAUUACUCCCGGCUGCUGAUGUGGAAUAUGUUGAGAUCCAACCGCAGAAGAAGAGGAAGGAGAGGAAAGAGAAGGAGGAAGAGGUUCAGUAUGGCGAGGUGACGUUCACUCUAAACCUCUCAAGCGCUUACACACGGCCUCAGGAGGAGUGUAUUUAUUCUCAGUCUGUUGUCCGAGGUGGUUUGCUGAUCAUAUCAUGUGACUUCCUGCGUGUGAAAGGAAGCAUCUCAUGCCUUCUCAGUGCAAAAGGUUACAGAGAUGGAGAUGCUGCUGCUGCAUCUUCAUCUUCUUCCUCCUUCAGCAGUGUCACUUUACCACAACCAGAUGGCUAA
Molecule: messenger RNA, 1142 nt
Organism: Sinocyclocheilus rhinocerous
Lineage: Eukaryota; Metazoa; Chordata; Actinopteri; Cypriniformes; Cyprinidae
Exons: 7
Coding region: 84-1142 (352 amino acids)
Cellular component (GO): membrane
Source: RefSeq, a predicted model, not a curated record